UUACUACUAGUUAAGUCUGCACACAAACUGUUUAUUAAUUUGUUAUUGCCAGUUUUAUAGCCUAUAUCAGAAACUCGGCAGUGAGCAGCAAAGCAAGCUGAGAUGAAGACACUGUUUGUAGGGGUAGGCGGGAUGACCAAUGGAGGAAAAUCUACUCUUUCCAAGGGUCUACACCAGCAGAUACCCAACAGCUGCAUCAUUGCACAGGAUUCAUAUUUUAAGGAUGAUGCUGUGGUACCAGUGGACAGCAACGGGUUUAAGCAAUAUGACAUGCUCGAUGCUCUCCACAUGGACACCAUGAUGAGCGAGGUUGAGUCCUGGAGAAGAGAUCCUCAGUCGUUCCUGCGGCAGCGAGGCCUGAACCCACAGCAUGCAACAGCGACAGAUGAUACGGAGGUGUUUGUGCUGAUAGUGGAAGGAUUCCUCAUUUUCAACUACAGGCCUCUGAAUGAGUUAUUUGACAAAAGAUACUUCAUGGAAAUACCUUAUGAUGUCUGCAAAAGGAGACGAAGUUCAAGGGUGUACACGCCUCCUGAUCCUCCUGGGUACUUUGAUGGACACGUGUGGCCAAUGUACCUAAAAAACCGCCAGGAGAUGGAGAGCAUGGUGUCUGGAAUCGUAUUUCUGGAUGGACUGAAGCCGAAAGAAGAGCUGCUGAAUGCUGUGUGUAAAGAUGUUUGUCAGGAAAUAGAAAGACUCAGGGACUUUGAGUGAACUAGUUGAGACUGCUGCUGCCAUAAAUGUCAGGAAAGUUCUUCUUUAGGACUGAUGUGUGACUGAAAGGAAACUAACCAAAUGUGUCUUGUGUGAAUAUGCUAGUGUCUGCGUUAUAUCUGCAAUA
This is a messenger RNA of Toxotes jaculatrix (banded archerfish), 841 nucleotides long. RefSeq names its product nicotinamide riboside kinase 1 (gene nmrk1). The coding region runs from base 103 to 714 and encodes 203 amino acids. Gene Ontology annotation, cellular component: cytoplasm. Lineage: Eukaryota; Metazoa; Chordata; Actinopteri; Toxotidae. The transcript is spliced from 8 exons. The record is from RefSeq and is a predicted model, not a curated record.